Messenger RNA from Gadus morhua (Atlantic cod), 5390 nucleotides. It is a transcript of the gene htr1d, whose product is annotated as 5-hydroxytryptamine (serotonin) receptor 1D, G protein-coupled. Gene Ontology annotation, cellular component: plasma membrane. Gene Ontology annotation, molecular function: G protein-coupled serotonin receptor activity. Gene Ontology annotation, biological process: adenylate cyclase-activating adrenergic receptor signaling pathway; vasoconstriction; smooth muscle contraction. NCBI's taxonomy places the organism in Eukaryota, Metazoa, Chordata, Actinopteri, Gadiformes, Gadidae. The record is from RefSeq and is a predicted model, not a curated record.
AUCGUGAUGAAACACAUCAGGCCGAAUCCAUUUGAUUGUUUUUGUCUAACAUGGGCUUUUAUAUUCAGUCUUGUAGCCUCUGCCUAUUCUACUUCUAUGUUUAGAUCCAAAUAUGUAAACUAGACUAAAACUAAGCUGAGUUGCGUAUUUCUGUAAUGCUUGGAGAUCGGUUGACCUUUUAUUUUGGUUCGUUUAUUUCCCCGUUUAAAUAGGUGGACUUCAAUAUGGACUAUUUUGAUUUAAAAAUAAUGUACGCAACUCUCCGUGAAAUCGAAAAGAUCUGCAUGAGUGAGACUGACGUAUUCCCACUUUUCCACAGAAGCUGUGCGUAUUACCAACUGCAGCAUCGGGAAACAUUUCCUCCCCCCGGCGGGACAAUAUAAUGUAUAACAUGGAAGCUCUGCCGGUAGACGUUGUCCACUUUUCCUUUAUCAAUGCUGACUAAAGUUGUGAUCCUGAUUCCUGACCAUAUGGCUGCGGCUGUGGCUCAGUCAGCCUCAUACUGAAAUCACUCCGGUCCACUUGAACCUGCGCGUCCGGGAAACACCACAGGACAAUGAACAUCUGAUCUGGAAGACCUUGGUAUUUACCCGGACUAAAAGAAGGACGUCAACUUUAGUUGGGAUACUGCUUUUACCUGUUUUUUUACUUUAUGAAGAGAAACACCAUAGGAAAAAACAUCCACAAGAGAUAGGCUGGGAGGGGAUGCGUCAGAGGAAGUCGGAUGAAGUUCCGAAAUAAAUGCGGAUGAUCUGACCAGGGUAGCGUCCUCAUCCACUGGAAACCAAAGACGGACCUCCUUAUCGUCCCACCCAUCCGAGGGGAGGAGGACAAACCCACGUGUCCUAAGCAUCUCACACGACCUAAACAUCUUCUCAGGCACAUUAGACACUUAAGACAGCUAGGAACCCCAACCAAGCUUCUCUGAUUAGAACGUGAUCAUAGUUUUUGAACCCGUCCCAUGCCUUCUGAUUAGAACAUGAUCAUAGCUUUUUGAACGCCAACCAGGCUUCUCUGAUCAGAACGUGAUCGUAGGCUUUGAAGCCCAAACCUUCCCCGGUUCCCGGUUCGCGUGGGAGGGCCUGGCCUCUCGUUGUAACCCGGACCAUGAAGCCCCAGCGGCGGUCCUGCUGUAGGAUGACUUCCAGCCCCUGACUUGAUGCUCUGUGGUGAGGAGAUCCACAACACGUUGUUCAUCUGUUUCGGUGAUCGUCAAGGUGGAUUGCAGUGCUCAACGCCGAGGGUUAUUGAAAAGGAGGAGCCCCAUGUAAUCUUUCAAUGCAUUCAGAGCUCUAAAGGUGUUGUUUCUGUCUGGCGGCCGCCGGGAGAUCAGAUAAGAAGAGCGCUGGGAAGAGAGAAGCAGCGCCUGCUGUUAGGACCUGCAUACAAAUGAAUCUCCAGCAAGCCUCAAGCAAGACUGCUGCACCGAAUCAAUACUGGUUAACCAAAGCGGACAAAAGAUCCAUUUCCAUUACGAUGCCGUAGAUUGUGGUUUGAAUUUUAAUAUGCAAAUAAAAAAAAUAUUGAUGUAAGAAAUUUCAAAAGGGGGGCACGGAGAUAAGGGGGCAUAUUAGAAUUUUAUCGCUGAAAACGGAGGGAACCCUGAAAUCGAAAAAGCUCCUUGUCAGAGCGCUGGCGUGUGCCACGAUGCAGUGCUCCUCGUUGCCAUGAAGGAAGAGCCCUUCAGUCACUCCCUGUAAAGUCCCAGAAGAUGCUGAUGACACUCUUUUGAAACUGCUUAGGAGAUUUGUACAGGCACGAGGCGAGAUGGAGCUCGAUAACAGCUCGCUGGAACUUUACUUCGGCAACGGCACUGAAGGGUCUCCGGAUAACACCACCACAAACCUGCCCUGGGACGAUGCCACGCUGCUGGGCCUGCAGGUCUCCAUCUCCGCCCUCCUGGCCCUCCUCACCCUGGCCACCGUGCUGUCCAACGCGUUUGUCAUUGCCACCAUCUACCUGACCCGCAAGCUGCACACGCCGGCCAACUUCCUGAUCGGCUCGCUGGCCGUCACGGACCUGCUGGUGUCCAUCCUGGUCAUGCCCAUCAGCAUCGUGUACACCGUGAGCAAGACCUGGGCCCUGGGCCAAAUCCUGUGCGACAUCUGGCUCUCGUCGGACAUCACCUUCUGCACCGCCUCCAUCCUGCACCUGUGCGUGAUCGCCCUGGACCGCUACUGGGCCAUCACGCGCGCCCUGGAGUACUCCCAGCAGCGCACCAUGCGGCGGGCGGCCGUGAUGGUGGCGGUGGUGUGGGUCAUCUCCAUCUGCAUCUCCAUCCCGCCGCUGUUCUGGCGCCAGGCCAAGGCGCACGAGGAGCUGACGGAGUGCAUGGUGAACACGGACCAGAUCUCCUACACGCUGUACUCCACCUUCGGCGCCUUCUACGUGCCCACGGUGCUGCUGAUCAUCCUCUACGGACGCAUCUACGUGGCGGCGCGCUCCCGCAUCCUGAAGGCGCCGGCCAGCCGCGCCAAGCGCUUCACCACGGCGCAGCUCAUCCAGACCUCGGCCGGCUCCUCCCUCUGCUCCAUCAGCUCCGCCUCCAUCCAGGAGGCGCACCUCCGGUCGGCAGCCGCCGCCGCCGGGGUCGGGGCGUCGCCGUCGGGCACCAACAGCGUGAAGGUGAAGCUGGCGGACAACCUGCUGGAGAGGAAGCGCCUGUGUGCGGCGAGGGAGAGGAAGGCCACCAAGACGCUGGGCGUGAUCCUGGGCGCCUUCAUCGUGUGCUGGCUGCCCUUCUUCGUGGGCACGCUGGUGCUGGCCGUGUGCACCCAGUGCUGGUUCCACCCCCUGCUGUUUGACGUGUUCACCUGGCUGGGGUACCUGAACUCCCUGAUCAACCCCGUCAUCUACACCAUGUUCAACGACGACUUCCAGCAGGCCUUCCACAAACUCAUGAAGUUCAGGAGGUGCUCUUGAAGAACUGCUUGUUUGCUUUUCUUGCUUCAUCUUUUGACACUGUUCAUGUGUUGGAUUCAAUUGACUGACGGAAAGAGAAUAUAUGUAUUUUAAGAAAGGACAUCAAUGUGAGUCAAACUAUGGACAUGAGAGAUCUAUUUCAAUUCUAUUAUAUUUGUAUAUAUAUCGAGAAUAGAAAAAGAUAUAUAUAUGAAUCUAUAUAUAUAUAUGAAGAUUUAUGGAGAAUAGAAAAAGAGCCUUAUGGACUACAGUGUGUUCCAUUUAAUGUAAUGCUAUUACUAAAAAAAGAUAAGAUCAGACAUAAAAGAUGAAAUAUAAAUAUACAUGACAGAAUGUGUUUUAGUGAGCUGUGUUUUUUUGUUUGUAUGUACUUAAAUCUUAAAUCACAGAAACUGUACCGUAAAUGUCCAGAAACGUCUUCAAACACAUUGUUGCAUGUGUGUCUGAAAAGACGCUUUCUUGAUAUUUCAUGAAAACACGAACUGGGGUAUUUUUAAUCCACAGAGAAAGGAUAAUUGUGAAAGAGAUUCCAUAAGAGAAGGACAGACUCCUCUUGUUGUGGAGAGCGGGAAUGAAAGCCAUGGAAUAUACACGACCACGUCCCAGAAUCACAGGAUAUUGUCCAUAUGAAGUUGCUGUGACACAGUAUGUAUUUUAAGAAGUCUAUGAAGUGUAAAUAUCUAAUUAUAUGAACUAUAACAAUGAGUUUGUGUGUGUGUGUGUGUGUGUGUGUGUGUGUGUGUGUGUGUGUGUGUGUGUGUGUGUGUGUGUGUGUGUGUGUGUGUGUGUGUGUGUGUGUGUGUGUGUGUGUGUGUGUGCCCCAUGAAAACAAUAAGCAUAAGAAAGGAAAGCAGAAUUUCGUCUUUAGAUUGUAAGUAGCCCUAGCAACAAAUUAUACUGAUUUGUUGGAUGGAAAUAUGCCGAAAUUGACUGAAGAAGAAAUAUAAACUGCAUCAUACAUGCCGAUGUAAAGGUCAUGGGAAACAUAGUCUCACCAACAACAGACACUUUGGCUUUGUAUCUGUUUCGACCAAUCCUGUGGCAGGAGACGGGAUCUGUGCGCGGGUAUUUGGCGAACACAAACCCGGCCAACAGUAUUCAACGGUAGAAAGGGUCUGUAAAGGCUCUGCAUCAACGCGGCUGGCCCCUGGAGAAAUACACGUAUCAAAACCCCUUCUGAAAGCUCCCUCCUCUUGCACCAAUGCCUUUCCUUUGGUAGAAUAGCUUCAGAAUUAUACAACAAUCAUGGCGUAACUCCGGGCCUCCGGCCGUCUGCCGUCAGGACUGCUGGAUCCGAGAUGAUGGGAAACAUAAAUCAAGGUGUCCCUCAAUAGCACAGAGGUGGUGCUUGAAGUGUGCAGCAAGGUGAAGUUGAGAUGGUUUUAGCCAAAGGUAAAGAACCUAAAAGAUAGGUUCCCCAUGCCAGAAACAGAACUAAUUCUGAACUCUUGCAGAUUUCUGCCUCUGUUGACUUUUAAAGUGAAUCCAAAUCGCAAUGCCGGCCAGGAAACUAGAAAAACAAAGUGUUCUGGUUUGACUUGAGGUUGACCUUGGGAGCACGUCAUUUUAGAAAUGUAUUGGAGAGUAAAGAUCGUUUAUUCGCUUUAGAAACUAAAAGAGGCACCCCUACACAAUCCUAAUGGAUAGUUCAUUGACCUUCUACAUCCCACCAUCUUUUCAGUUUUGUUAACUUAUUUCUGAUCCACCGAAUUGAAAAUGACUAGGCAAAGCAAGGCAAGGCAAGGCAAGGCAAUUAUUCUACUGGAGGAAAUCAAGUUUCAUGAUCCUUGCAAAACCAUUUGCUGGCUUUCAAAGCAAAGCAGCGUCUGCUGUGUACGAUGAUGCUCAAUCUGUAGGGAUAAGGUUAAUGUGGUAGGGUUAGGGUGAGGGUUAAUGUGUUAGGGAUAGGGUUAAUGUGGUAGGGUUAGGGUUAGGGUUUAUGUGGUAGGGUUAGGGUUAGGGUUAAUGUGAUAGGGUUAGGGUAUGGGUUGAUCUGAUAGGGCUAGGGUUUGGGUUAUCGUAAUAGGGUUAGGGUAGGGUUAGAGUAGGUUUAGGGAUAAUGUGGUAGGGUUAGGGUAAGGUCAGGAUUAAUGUGAUAGGGUUAGGGUAGGGUAAGGUUUAUUGUGAUAGGGUUAGGGUCGUGUUAAUGUGAUAGGGUUAGGGUUAGGAUAGGGUUAAUGUGAUUGGGUUAGGGUAGGGCUAGGGUGAAUGUCAUCAAAUUUGUAUUAGGUGUUGGAGCCAAACCAGGAUGAGACUGCAGUCAGAAGCUGUCAGAGUCGUAAGAUGAAGAAGAAUCUGCCCGCAGUUCAUCCUGGGUGACAACGCUUGAGGGUUAUUAAGGUUAAAAACAUUUGAGGUAUCCUGUAAUGACAAACUAAAUGUCUGAAAGAGUGAAUUUCUGGAUUGAAUGGAUGAAUUGAAAAUGAAAUAAUAAAAUAAGAGACUUCAGAAAUAAAAUAGAACUGAAA